Prosopis cineraria is the source of this 2103-nucleotide messenger RNA. Its product is annotated as transcription factor VOZ1-like. Gene Ontology annotation, biological process: regulation of DNA-templated transcription; positive regulation of long-day photoperiodism, flowering. The record is from RefSeq and is a predicted model, not a curated record. Lineage: Eukaryota; Viridiplantae; Streptophyta; Magnoliopsida; Fabales; Fabaceae. The transcript is spliced from 5 exons. Bases 207 to 1634 code for a protein of 475 amino acids.
UUUCCAGCGAGGGAAGGAGAGACUGAGGUGAGAGCCUCUCAACAAAAAAGUUGUCUCUCUCUCUCUCUCUCUCUCUCUCUCUCUCUAUGUGCUUCUCUGACCUUCAAGCAUUUUCAAGAGGGAAGGGGAGAGCCAAGCCAUAUUGAAAACCACCACCAAUCUCCGAAACUUGAAAAGGUUUUGCUGCUACAACUUGUGGGUUUACAAUGAAGAAGAUUUCUAAGAACAGCUGCAAGUCAGCAUCCCACAAGCUCUUUAAGGACAAGGCAAAGAACCGUGUUGAUGAUUUGCAGGUUAUAUUCAUGGAUCUGCAGUUUGCUAGGAAGGAGAGCCGUACAGUUGAUGCUGCAAUUCUUGAGGAGCAAGUCCAUCAGAUGCUUCGUGAAUGGAAAGCAGAGCUCAAUGAGCCCUCCCCUGCUACUUCUUUGCAGCAGGGUGGCAGUCUCGGGUCAUUUUCAACUGAUAUCUGCAGGCUGUUGCAGCUCUGUGAGGAGGAAGAUGAUGCUACCAGUCCAUUAGCUGUGCCUAAGCCUGAACCAAGUGAUCACAACCUGCAAACUGGGUGUAAUGUGAUAUUCCAAGAGGACCUAAAGCAACAUGAAUUCCCAUUGGUUGAUAAGCGUAAACACUCUACCUCAGGAGCUUGCUGUGUGGCAAAUAACUUUGAAGGAGCAACUUCAGAAUAUCAAUUUGAUCCAAAUCAGGAUUUUGACCGCAGCAUUUAUGCUACUUUUAAUGAUUCAGCUUUUUGCGAGGAGGAUACCAUUCCUGAUGUAUCUAGCUAUGUUCCAAGUUUCUGCCCUCCUCCUUCUGCUUUCUUAGGCCCAAAAUGUGCACUCUGGGACUGCCCAAGGCCUGCUCAAGGAUUGGAGUGUUGUCAAGACUAUUGCAGCAGCUUUCACGCUGCGCUAGCAUUGAAUGAGGGGCCACCAGGUAUGGUUCCAGUUCUACGACCUGGAGGAAUUGGUUUGAAGGAUAAUUUGCUUUUUGCUGCUCUUCGUGCAAAGGCACAAGGAAAAGAUGUUGGCAUCCCAGAAUGUGAAGGAGCAGCAACUGCUAAGUCUCCAUGGAAUGCACCUGAGCUUUUUGAUCUUAUUUUUCUUGAGGGUGAAACUAUUAGGGAGUGGCUCUUCUUUGACAAGCCACGAAGAGCAUUUGAAAGUGGAAACAGAAAGCAGAGGUCCUUGCCGGAUUAUACUGGACGUGGUUGGCAUGAAUCUAGGAAGCAAGUAAUGAGCGAAUUUGGUGGUCUGAAGAGAUCCUAUUAUAUGGACCCACAACCGCUGAACCAUUUUGAGUGGCACCUUUAUGAAUAUGAGAUGAACAAGUGUGAUGCAUGUGCAUUGUAUCGGUUGGAGCUGAAGCUUGUUGAUGGAAAGAAAAAUUCCAAGGUGAAGUUAACGAGUGAUUCAGUUGCUGAUCUGCAGAAGCGGAUGGGAAGGCUUUCUGCUGAGUUUCCACCUGAAAACAAACGGCAUGCCAAAAGCAGGGCCAAACUUAAUGCGAAGGUUGGCAUGAGUGGUGUAUAUUCUGCUUCUAACAGAGUUGCUCCACUUAAUGGAACAUCUGAGUUUGGAUUAGCUGCACCAUAUGACUAUCUUGUUGAGAACAUCAGCGACUAUUAUAUAACAUGAUUGUUCUCAGAGGGAUGUUGAACAGGCUGCAUUCAAUCCUGUUUCGCAUAAAAUUAUGGUGGGUCAUCAUUGUCUUUCCUCAUUGUUUUGCAUCUAUUUUCGCAUUUUAGUAACUAGCACCCGAGGUCACUAUUUGCCUUGGUUAGAUAUGUGAAUAGCUCAUUCUCACAGAAGUGCUGCAUUAGAGACUGCUGGACGUGGGAUUCUAACCUUGGAAGAUGAUCACAUAGAGUGAAAAUUGCUAUAUAGCAUUAUGAUUCGCAAUUUGGUGCAUACUAGCACCAUCAAAAUUGACCUAGUCUUCAGGCGAAAUAUUGUUAUGAUACGGCACCGAGUUUUCAUUUUCCAACAUUAUGCUGUUGUAAGUUACUCUUAUUUGCUUUUUAAAGGCAAAAGCUGCAGGACAGACUCUCAGGAGGUGGUACAUAAUAUUGGGUGUGUAAUAAAUGAUUUAGUUCCUUUUGAUUAA